GCGUUCAAAUGAAUGAGUUCCAGAUGCCAUUUCAUCGGCGUUUUUCGACUCUAAAAUAAACAGCCAGUAUGUCAACAUUUCUAGAUCUACGACCCGCACGGGCACGGUGCUACCGGCUGAGUUUGACAGAGUUGUUUCUGUGCCCCUAGUAUCGACCUAGAAGGCGUCGCAACUCGCAAGUUUGUUUUGAGAAGAGGCAAAAGAUGUCUGCCUCGACGUCGACAGCUCCAAACCUUUCUGAUGACAGAACGCAAAGGUUUUAUAAAGACGUUAGUGCCGAGGAAGUCCUGACCUGGAUCUUGGAGUAUGCUUGUAAAUACGGACUGAAGGAGGUGGUCAAUGGCAUCUCGGCAGGUAAUCCCAGGAAACUGCUGCAGUAUGGGAUCACAGAAGGGCGACUGGUGGCGUACCUACUGUGGAACUGCGUAUCCGAGAACUUGGUGGAAGGAUACGACCUCUGUAUCCAGCUCCUCAGGCACACCUACACUCACGCACCUCUCGUGCGCUUCCAACAUUAUGUACGGAUACUGUUUGCGCUCAAAGUCAAGGUCAUGCUGCACAUCCUGGCAGACAAGUUUGAGUUGUGCCUCGCUAGUUCCAAACUAAAGGAGUUGUUCCCGAAGGAGGGAGAAAAACUGCCUCCAUCACUGGAACAUGACGCUACGGGAUUUUAG
Branchiostoma floridae (Florida lancelet) is the source of this 674-nucleotide messenger RNA. RefSeq lists its product as uncharacterized. The transcript has 4 exons. Lineage: Eukaryota; Metazoa; Chordata; Leptocardii; Amphioxiformes; Branchiostomatidae. The record is from RefSeq and is a predicted model, not a curated record. Bases 204 to 674 code for a protein of 156 amino acids.